Molecule: messenger RNA, 1569 nt
Organism: Thermothielavioides terrestris NRRL 8126
Lineage: Eukaryota; Fungi; Ascomycota; Sordariomycetes; Sordariales; Chaetomiaceae
Product: carbohydrate esterase family 4 protein
Exons: 2
Coding region: 663-1445 (260 amino acids)
Biological process (GO): carbohydrate metabolic process
Molecular function (GO): hydrolase activity, acting on carbon-nitrogen (but not peptide) bonds
Source: RefSeq, a predicted model, not a curated record
AGCCAGCUCACGGGCGGACUGAGUAUUCCACGCCUCCGGACUCAUUCCUCUCGGUGCACCAACUUCGGCCUACACGACCCUCAAUAGCCGGUUGCUCGGACUACUCAAGCUUCGUUGCAUAAUCUGAAAGCUCCUCGCCCGUCCAAUCCCCCCUGGAACUCAAUCCAUGUCUGUCUCGGCCUUGCCUACAAGCUCCCGCACUCGUACUGGACGCUCCUUCUUUCCAGACUGCAUCGUGGCUGCCAUUUGCUUUGCCAGAUGCCACGCAGGUAGCGCAGUCGCGCCAUGGCAGUGCUACCUAUGGGGUACCUCAGCGAGGAAUAACGAAACAACGGGGGGCGGCCGACACGGGGUUUCCGCUUGGCAUCUGCGUUAACUACGUGCGCGAGCCAGGGUGCUCGGCCCAUGGCUAUGAAGCGCACCUGCCGUGGAGAGAGAUGGGAGCGGAGACUCGAUCUGGCUGCCACGGCCUCUUCUCUUCCGUUCUCGUCUCUCUCGUCUCGUAUGGAUGCUUUCGAAUGCUUUUCCCAAUCACCACGAUUAUCCAUCGCGGACUUACUGGUAUCUCAUCUCGUCGUUUUUGCCCUCCUGUUCUGCUGUUAUUGGGAGCAUUGUUCCAGGAAUCCCACGCGCUUCCGAUCACCGGCCUCGUCCCGGCAGCCAUGGCCGUCGCAGUUCUGCCGGCGCUCCUUUGCGUUGGGCUGGUUCUCUCCAGAGCACAGGCGGCACCUGCAUCCACAGCCAACCUGACAAGUCGGGCUCAAAGUGCGGUCCCCGUCGGCGUCAUCAUCAACCACUGCACUGUUCCCGGCGUCGUGGCGCUCACCUUUGACGACGGCCCCUUCGUGUACACCAGCCGCGUGCUGGAUCACCUGGACCAGUACGGCGCCAGGGCCACCUUCUUCGUCAACGGGGAGAACUGGUCGCGCGGCAUCGCCGAUCCUUCGACGCCGUGGCCCGAGAUUCUCAGGCGGAUAGACCGCUCUGGCCACCAGAUCGGCUCGCACACGUGGUCGCACGCCGAUCUGUCGGCUGCCAGUCCGCAGGCUCGGCAAUACCAGGUCCACCAGUUGGACACGGCGCUCCGUGUCGUGCUCGGCAAGUCGCCGACAUAUCUCCGCCCGCCGUACGCCUCCUGCUCGAGCGAGUGCCUGUCCGACCUGGAGCGGAUGGGAUACCAUGUGGUCAACUUCGACGUCGAUCCCAAGGACUACCUCCACAACCGCCCGGACGACAUCGCCUCGGCCAUGGAAAACUUCUCGAGGGCACUGGACGGCGGUGGCUGGGGCAACUCCUUCCUGGUCCUCAGCCACGACUCCCUGAGGCAGACGGCCGAGGCUCUCGUCCCCCACAUGCUCGAGGAGAUUCAGCAUCGCGGUUACAGGGCUGUUACGGUGGGCGAGUGUCUCGGCGAUCCCCCCGAGAAUUGGUACCGGUGGGGUUAAGAGAAGCCCUUGAAGUCUACAUGUGAGACGGGUUUUGAGCGGCGCGGGGGGGAAGGGGGGAAAGGGCGGGGGACUGCUUUUGGAUGCAACAGAUUGUUCGUUUAGUCGUGACAAGAUGUGGUAC